UACUCUGUGGGGCCUAGCGGUUCGCAGCUUUUUUUUGGCGGGCAGGUUAUUGUUUACUGCGUGAGCAACCAGUACUGCCGCUGUCUGCCUCGAGAUCCUAUUACAUACUACAUUCGCCUAUCAUCCAGCCCGGCGCUGUAAUCGCCGUAUCUGCUCUGGCUGAGUGGACCCAGGCGCCUCCAUCGCUCGCUUAUCAGCAGAAUUGCUCUGGGUUUCUCCGCUUUAAAGCUUGCUGCUCUCGCUACUCGCGCUGCUCUCGCUGCUUCCAGACCAUAUCGCUCAGCUUUGUGCAGUUUUUGCUGCUGCGAUGGUUAGAAAUAUCCACUACCCUGUCUAUAAUUUAUAUUGAGUGACCCUACUCCAUCAUUACUACUACUAUAUAAACCCUUGAGCAUGGCUCGCAACGUCGCCCGGGCGAUCAAUCCGCCGUCACAUCCUGGCUCAUACAACCGCUCGUUUCUAUCCGCCUCCCCUCUCGCAGAGGCGGCUAUUGCGCGCGAUCUGGCAGACUACGCCGGCGCUGUUAUCACUGACGACGAGGAAGAGGAGGAGUCUGACUCCUCGACCGUCCGUCCGAUCAACAACGGCGAGAGCUUACACUCCCUGGCCGGGUCGUAUCGCCGCCCGAGCUUUAUCGCGAGUACCUCGCGGGGCACCGUCGUACCCCAUCACCUAGAGCCGGAACGGCUGUCGCAUCGCGAACGGGAACAGAUCUUUGAAGAGGAGAGACGCCUGCUGAGCGACAAUCAUAUCAUCCGGACAGAUCACGCGCCUGACGCAUCCGCUGGGCUGCAACACAAAAUCAGCGGGCUGUUCUCCUCGCGUAAAGGGUCGGUCUCGGCGAGUGAUGCUUCCUCGGGGAUCCACGGCGAUCAAAGAAAUCGCACCGCCGUCACCGAAACCACAUCGCUACUGGGCGCGGAGAACCAUCGGGCGGUCGAAGAAGAAAUCGACCGCAAAUGGGAAGAGGCCGUCGUCGCGGGCCUGAUUCAGACGUCCUGGCGACGGGAAGCCCAGGUGAUUGGCACAUACGCCGCUCCGCUCAUGCUCACUUUCGUCCUCCAGUAUUCCUUGACCGUGUCUAGUGUCUUCGCCAUCGGCCGUCUAGGGACAAAGGAGCUCGGAGCUGUCAGCCUGGCUAGCAUGACUGCCAACAUCACCGGCUAUGCCGUCUACCAGGGUCUUGCGACGAGUCUGGACACCCUCUGUGCUCAAGCGUACGGGUCCGGGAAGAAGAAGCUCGUGGGCUUACAAUUGCAGCGAAUGGUCUAUUUCCUUUGGCUCUCCACCAUUCCUAUUGCUCUUACCUGGUUUUUCGCUGACCACAUCCUCUUGAAAAUUAUCCCGGACAGGGAAGUCGCCGUUCUGGCUGGGCAAUACCUCAAGAUUGUGCUUCUCGGGACUCCUGGGUAUGCCUGUUUCGAAAGUGGGAAACGAUAUGUACAAGCUCAAGGGCUCUUCUCUGCUUCUCUCUACGUUCUGAUUUUCUGCGCCCCAUUGAACGCCUUGAUGAACUGGCUAUUUGUUUGGAAAUUCGAGUGGGGAUACAUAGGAGCUCCUAUCGCCGUGGCCAUCACAGACACCCUUCUCCCGAUCUGUCUGUUCCUGUACGUGUAUUUCGUGGCCGGAUCCGAAUGUUGGAACGGCUUCACCUGGCGAGCCCUCCAUAACUGGGGACCGAUGAUCCGCCUCGCGCUUCCGGGCCUGAUGAUGAUUGAGGCCGAAUGCCUGGCCUUUGAGAUCCUCACGCUGGCCUCCUCCUACCUCGGCACCGGCCCUCUAGCAGCCCAAUCGAUCCUCUCCACCGUCUCCAGCCUCACCUUCCAGAUCCCCUUUCCGCUGUCCAUUGCGGGCAGCACUCGGAUUGCAAACCUGAUCGGGGCCACCCUGGUGGGGGCGGCCAAGACGUCCGCCAAAGUGAGCAUGAGCGGCGCCGUGAUCGUCGGCGUGUUCAAUAUGAUCCUCCUGUCUGCCCUCCGCUCCUACAUCCCCCGCCUGUUCACCUCCGACGAAGAGGUCGUCGGACUCGUCGCCCAGGUCCUCCCGCUCUGUGCCGCCUUCCAGCUCUUCGACGCCCUGGCCGCAAACUGCAACGGCAUCUUCCGAGGUCUCGGCCGCCAAGAGAUCGGCGGCUACGUCCAGCUGUUCUGCUACUACGCCGUCGCCAUGCCCAUCAGCUUUGGAACCACCUUCGGUCUCGGUUGGGGCUUGCCCGGUCUCUGGUCUGGUGUGGCCAUUGCCCUGGGCCUGGUCUCGCUUAUUGAAAGCAUCUUCCUCAGUCAAGUUGAUUGGCAACGCUCUGUCGAUGAAGCCAUCACCCGGAAUGCCAUGGCAUGAUAUGCUCACUUAUCUACAUGUUUUAUCUUUAUACAUCUUUAUAUACUUUCAUGCUGUUUACUGAUGUCUGUCUUUGUAUUUCCUUGAUACAUUAUUAGACACUAUUCAUGAAUAUGAUGACUAUGAU
Messenger RNA from Penicilliopsis zonata CBS 506.65, 2464 nucleotides. RefSeq lists its product as hypothetical. Bases 394 to 2337 code for a protein of 647 amino acids. NCBI's taxonomy places the organism in Eukaryota, Fungi, Ascomycota, Eurotiomycetes, Eurotiales, Aspergillaceae. Gene Ontology annotation, cellular component: membrane. Gene Ontology annotation, molecular function: antiporter activity; xenobiotic transmembrane transporter activity. Gene Ontology annotation, biological process: xenobiotic detoxification by transmembrane export across the plasma membrane. The record is from RefSeq and is a predicted model, not a curated record. The transcript is spliced from 3 exons.